CCUAGAAACCGCUGCUCUUCGUUUCUCUCGCUCUCUCUCUCUUAGAGUUCUUCUUCGUUUUGUUUCUCAAUGGCUUCAGCAGAGGUUGAGUUCAGGUGCUUCGUCGGCGGUCUCGCGUGGGCCACCGACGACCAGUCCCUCGAGAGGGCGUUCAGCCAGUUUGGCGACAUCCUCGACUCGAAGAUCAUCAACGAUCGCGAGACCGGGAGGUCCCGCGGCUUCGGAUUCGUCACCUUCAGCAACGAGAAGGCGAUGAGGGACGCGAUCGAGGGCAUGAACGGCCAGAACCUCGACGGCAGGAACAUCACCGUCAACGAGGCCCAGUCCCGCUCCGGCGGCGGAGGGGGCGGAGGCUUCAGCCGCGGAGGAGGCGGCGGGUACGGAGGCGGCCGCCGUGAGGGAGGCGGGGGCUACAGCCGCAGUGGUGGAGGCGGCGGCUACGGAGGCGGCGGCGGCUACGGAGGCAGCCGCGACCGCGGCGACGGCGGGUACGGUGGUGGAUCCAGGUACUCCAGGGGCGGCGGCGACUCCGGCGGCGACUGGAGGAACUGAGUCUGUCGGUGCUGCUUUGAAUUUCUCUUUCAAGUUCGCGUUUGUGAUGUGAGGGCUUUGGUGGAUCCGGUCCCGGUGUCGUCGUGGUUUAUGGUUAUGGUGAUGUUAUGGUUUCGUGUUCGGUUUCUCUGCUUUUUUGAUCGAUGUUGCGAAUAGGAAUCAAAGAAAUGAAGGAUAGAUCUUCUUCGUUCUCA
This is a messenger RNA of Syzygium oleosum, 746 nucleotides long. RefSeq names its product glycine-rich RNA-binding protein 7. The transcript is spliced from 2 exons. Lineage: Eukaryota; Viridiplantae; Streptophyta; Magnoliopsida; Myrtales; Myrtaceae. The record is from RefSeq and is a predicted model, not a curated record. Bases 70 to 552 code for a protein of 160 amino acids. Gene Ontology annotation, molecular function: mRNA binding.